AUGGAUACAUUAAUAAAGGAUGUAUAUGAUGUUUUAACUAAUAAAACUGAAAAUGAAUUACCUUCACAAGAUAAACUUGUAAAAUAUCAGAACACAUAUAGAUUGGAAUCAAAAAACCCAUUCAAUGAAAAUAAAGCUUUGGCCGUAAUAAAAAAUGAAACAAUGAAACAUUUGAAUAAUGAAACUAGAUAUGAUCCAGAUGAAGCAUCAAGAAUCUCUGCAACUAUGUCACUCAGUAUUAGAGAUGAAAUUUGUGACUUGGAUUUUGAAAGGUAUAAAAUUGUCUGUAUAGUUGAAAUUGGAGAGAAAAAAUGUCAAGGAAUAAUGUCCAUAGCUAGAUUUUUACGUGACUUCAAUAAAGAUAAAUAUGUUUAUAGCAAUUUUGAAAAUCAUAAUUUGUUUGCAACUAUUAUGGUGGGGGCAUUUUAUUAUGAAUAA
Molecule: messenger RNA, 438 nt
Organism: Macrosiphum euphorbiae (potato aphid)
Lineage: Eukaryota; Metazoa; Arthropoda; Insecta; Hemiptera; Aphididae
Source: the annotation of a GenBank genome assembly